This is a messenger RNA of Oldenlandia corymbosa var. corymbosa, 1569 nucleotides long. Lineage: Eukaryota; Viridiplantae; Streptophyta; Magnoliopsida; Gentianales; Rubiaceae. The record is from the annotation of a GenBank genome assembly.
AUGGCUUCCACCCUGGAAAUCGAUGCUCAGGAUGUAGUUAAGUUGUUUCUUCAAUUUUGCAAAGAGAAUUCCCUGCCUCAUACUUUUCAGACACUUCAAAACGAGUGUCGGGUUUCUCUAAAUUCCGUAGACAACCUUGAAACCUUUAUGGCCGAUGUUAGUUCUGGUAGAUGGGAAUCUGUGAUACCCCAUCUCUCACAACUGAAUCUGCCCAGAAAUUUAUUGGAAGAUUUGUACGAACAGAUUGUUUUAGAGAUGAUCGAACUUCAGGAAACAGAUACCGCGCGCGCUGUUUUACGACAAACCCAAGUCUUAGCUUUCAUGAAACAGGAUCAACCCGAUCGAUACUUGAGACUGGAACGUCUUCUUGUUCGUCCAUACUUUGAUCCCCGUGAACUCUAUCCAGAGCAUUCAAGUAAGGAGAAAAGGCGCGGCGAAAUCGCCCGAGCUCUCUCAGAAUACGUCUCCGUGAUUCCGCCUUCGCGGUUGACCGUGGUGAUAGGUCAGGCUUUGAAGUGGCAGCAGCAUCAGGGAUUGAUUCCGGCCGGAACACAGUUUGAUUUACUUAGAGGAAUGGCUGCGAUGAGAACAAAAGACUCCGAAGAUAAGCAUCCCACGACGCUCGUUCGCGUGAUUAAGUUCGGGAAGACGAAUUAUCCUCAGUGUUGUCAGUUCUCGCCUGAUGGCCAAUUUCUCGUUUCCGGGUCGUCUGACGGAUUGAUUGAGGUUUGGGAUGGAUUAACGGGUAAACUGUUGACACAGGAUCAUUUCCGGUACCAGGCGAACGGAGAUUUCAUGAUUCAUAAUGAUGCUGUCCAUUGUCUCGCUUUCAGCAGAGAUUCUGAAAUGCUGGCUUCGGGUUCGGAAGAUGGAAAAGUUAAGAUUUGGAGGAUAAGAAGCGGACAGUGUUUGAGGCGUCUCGAGCGCGCGCAUUCUCAAGGUGUAACCAGUGUUUCGUUCUCCCGCGACGGGACUCAGAUACUGAGCGCAUCUCCCGACGGCACCGCCAGAAUUCACGGUUUGAAGUCCGGAAGAAUGCUGAAGGAAUUUCGGGGGCACGCAUCUUUCGUGAACGACGCGAGAUUUGCCGCAGACGGGAAUCACAUUAUCACGGCAUCCAGUGAUUUUACUGUGAAAGUGUGGGAUGUUAGAAAUGCCGAGUGCCUGCGGACUUUCAAGCCGCCGCCUCUUUCCUUAAACGGAGGAGGCGACGUGGCCUUGAAUUCGGUCCAUCAUUUCCCGAAGAAUCCCGACGACCAUAUCGUGGUUUGUAACAGGAGCUCGUAUGUAUAUAUCAUGACAUUGAAAGGGCAAGUGGUAAAAAGCUUCUUCUCAGGUAAAAGAGAAGGUGGUGAUUUUGUGGCUGCUUGUGUAUCACCUAAAGGAGAGUACAUUUACUGCGUGGGGGAGGACAAUAAAAUGUACUGUUUCAAUUAUCAAUUAGGUACAUUGGAGUAUUUACUGCCGAUCCACGAGAAGAAGGAAGUGAUGGCAAUAGCACAUCAUCCCCAUAGGAAUCUUGUGGCUACUUGUAGUAAAGAUUGCACCAUGAAAUUGUGGGAGCCUUGA